AUGCAGCUUUCCCCAGCGCUGACGCAGCGUGCUGAGACUGCUGCUUCUACCGCAGAGGAGGAUUUGCGGUACUUCGCUCACUUUCAGAGUGCCUUGAAACGGUACAGUUCAGAUUCAUCUGGGAUCGAGCCUUCCUACUCCUGCCCAACUGAAGGCUUGGACGGAAGGGCGGAUAUGUCGGAUAUGUGGUUAUGCAAUGCGCGAUUGCUAGAUGCAAAGCAAGCUGGUCGAACUUGCGUGGUUUAUUCCUUCGGCAGUCACGGAUUUGACCAGUUUGUUCAAAAUAUGACUCGACAUACGACUUGUGAGAUUCACACUUUUCACCCUAGCUUGAGCAGCAGUGGAAGUUUGCAGCACCCAUAUACCAUUGGUCCUAUUGACAGCGAGCAAGGGGAUAUCUACAUAAAUGCCACGUCGCAGAAAAUUCGAAUGAAGCGUCUCAGCACCAUCAUGAGAGAGCUGGGGCACCAUGUCGCAGACGUCAUCAGGAUAGAUGCGCAAGGACUAGAGUUCCAGACCAUCCGUGACAUGGCUCUGACCAACUCAAUUCGAGCAGUUCGUGAGAUUCAAAUUGAAGUGCAAGGGGGAGGCGGAGAUAAAGAAGUUUGGGAGAUGAUGGACAUCCUUAACAACCAGGGGAUGGUUGUGUUUCACAAGGAGAACAUCUUGAAAAGCACCGGAAGGGAGGGGGCGGCGGUUAAGGCGGUUAAAUACGCUCUGACGCAUCUGGCGCCACGUCCUUUUUUGUUGCAACCUGAGCGGGCUCGGCUUGUGGGGCAGGCCGGGCCGGCUCUAUCCUCAUCCGGCGAAGUGGACUCGGACUUCCUCUCAGAGUAUGCGCAUCUGCACAAGACAGAGCUCGCGAUAUGUGGUCGAGUACUUGUGUUCGACUGCAACUUGCUGAAUGACUGUGGUGGUCUUGCAGAUCGUAUGACAGGCACGAUAACAGCCGCGAUGGUGUCCAUUCUCACGAAUCGUUCCUUCGUCCUGCACCAAGACUACUUUAACGAGUCUUUCCAGCCAGCCCACCCAGAUGUCGACUGGCGUUGGAGCAAGCAGCUGGAGAAUUGUACUCGCAACAGUCCAGUGUUUGAGUUUGUGAACAAAGACCAUGCUUGGGCCGACUUUCUCGAGCACUUCGGUGAUCGCCCCAUCGUGCGCGUGAGCUCCAAUAGGGGGUUUUUGCAUGGGCUGCUGGACCAUCCCAGGUACCGCAUGCAACUUGCCAAAUGGAGACUCACCAAGUGCAACAUAUUUGGACGAAUGUUCGACGGUCUUUUCAAGCCCACGCAGGCUUUGACGAAUACGGUGCAGAAAAUCCUGCCGUGGCAUGGAGAUUUGGCUCAGAGGCCCAUUUUGACCGUUGGAAUGCAUUUCCGAAUGGGCGACAGGUCCUUUGACCCUAGAGUGGCUGCUCUCGCAGUUGGUCGUGACGUGAUCAACUUGUGGGACCUGACGUUCAAGUGCGCAAAGAGCGCAACCUCUGCAGCAGUCGCGCUGUGGGGGGAACCAGUGAAGGUGCGCUUUUUCGUCAUGACAGACCACGCUGGGCUCAAAAACUACAUCCGUGCCAACCACAGCAAGGAUCACGUGAUGCUUAGCGACAUGGCGCCGGUACACAUCAAUGGAAAGGAGUACCGCAAGUAUCACAAGGCAGACGACACGAACCAUGUAGGGCAGCGCCUCGCUGUAAUGCAGACCUAUGCGGAGUGGUACGCAUAUUCACUGUCCAAUCUGUUCAUCCUUUCGCCAAGACGAUCUGGUUUCAGCCGUUUGUCUAUCAUGCGUGCCUUGGCUUCGAGGCAUCCGCGCUUUCCCGAAUACGGAGUGAUCCGUGCAGAGGCUUGUUCCACCAUGGGCCGUGCUUCUUGCAAGGCGCUUGGUCAAGAGGGCGCUAAGGUAUUGUGA
Messenger RNA from Symbiodinium sp. CCMP2592, 1908 nucleotides. The record is from the annotation of a GenBank genome assembly. Lineage: Eukaryota; Dinophyceae; Suessiales; Symbiodiniaceae.